UGGUGGCUUGCUGAUGGUGGCUUUUAUGUGAUAGCAUAGCUGACCGUGAUGGUGCCUUUUGUGAUACUUUGUACAUGCAUCAUCUUGAAAUUAAUAUAUAUGCUGCUUUAUCAUACUGCUCUAUACAUCCUUAAUUUUAUGCCCAUCCAUUUAUUUAUUUCACUUAUAUAGAAAGAAAGUAAGUAGGGGUUACCUUACAUGGACUCCUGACAUGGACACGGCAUUGUUGGCUGUCCUUGUUGAGCAUCACAACAAUGGUGAUCAUGCUCAAAAUGGUUGGGAGCCGCAUGUAUACAAUGCUUGCAUUAGGCAUGUAAUGGAUACAUGUGGGGUGGACAUUACAAAGGACAACAUAACAGCAAGAUGCAAAACUUUUGACAAGCAUUAUGAGGUCAUUAGCAAGAUACUAGCUCAGAGUGGCUUUGGCCGGGAUUGGGAGAAUAACAAGCUGUCAAUCGACGGUGAGGAUGUGUGGUCUAAAUAUGUGGAGGCUAACAAGGCAGCAGGUAGCUACAAGACCAAGGUAGUGAUGAAUUGGGACCAAAUCAGCACCAUCUAUUCAAAAGACCAUGCAACCAGUGAAGGUGCCAAGACAACAGCUGAGUGUGUUCAAGAAGAAGACACACAAGUUCUUGAAGAAUCUCCAGACAUACCCCAGAAUCAGAAGAGGCUACGCACUGGGGAUGCUAUUUUGUGCAUGAUGGGAGACAUGAAGGCAGAAUUUCAAGAAGUUUCGAAGACAACCGAUACAGUUACUUUGCCAAAGGUUACUCAAUCAGCUGAAAUCCUUGCAGCACUUCCGAUUAUACCAGAUUUGGCGGAAUGUGAUAUGCUAAAAGCUUACGAAAAGCUGAGUCUUAGUGAGCGCUUGUUUGAAUCACUCAUGGAGCUUCCCAUGACCUUGAGAAAGGCAUGGCUCUUGAGCUUGGCUUGAUGGAUGCUAUCAUGUUCGAACUAUCAUGUAUGGUUCAUGUUUCGAACUACCAUGUAUUUCGCUAUUUAUGAACUGUCCAGUAGUGUUAUGUUUCUGUAAAAGACUUGUUUGAGGAGCCACAUCUACCUGACUUGUAUUUUGCUAUGUAUUGAUGUCAUG
Brachypodium distachyon (stiff brome) is the source of this 1093-nucleotide messenger RNA. RefSeq lists its product as uncharacterized. The record is from RefSeq and is a predicted model, not a curated record. Lineage: Eukaryota; Viridiplantae; Streptophyta; Magnoliopsida; Poales; Poaceae. The transcript is spliced from 2 exons. The coding region runs from base 212 to 934 and encodes 240 amino acids.